AUGUCCGCAUUCCGCCCCUCCGCCCACGCCCUGAUAACAGGCGGCGCCUCCGGCGUCGGCUACGCCGUCGCGCAACUCUGCCUGAAACACUCCAUGCGCGUCACCAUCGUCGACUCAUCCCAAUCCUCCCUCGACCACGCCCGCAAACAUCUCUCCGGUAACGUCCAAUACAUCCAAGCCGACGUCUCCUCCCGCUCAGACUGGGCCUCAAUCCGCCAACAAGUCGGUCUCGACAUUGACUUUCUGAUGCUAAACGCGGGUAUCGGCGGAAAAGGUACCUGGGGCGAUGAAGACUACUUUGAUAAGAUCCUAGCUACGAAUUUGGGGGGCGUGGUGAAUGGGUUGAAUGCUUAUGUUCCGAGUUUUAAGGAGAGGGCGGGGAAGGAGGGGACGGGAAAGGAGGGGAUGGCGAUUGUGAUCACGGGGAGUAAACAGGGAAUUACGAAUCCGCCUGGUAAUCCAGCGUAUAAUGCUAGUAAAGCGGCUGUGAAGACGCUGGCUGAGCAUUUGAGUUUCGAUCUGAAGGAUACGGGUGUUGGGGUGCAUUUGUUGGUGCCGGGUUGGACGUUUACUGGGCUUUCUGGAAACGAACCAGGCUCUACCAAGGCUAAACCAGAAGGUGCAUGGUCAGCUGACCAAGUCGCUGAUUACAUGUAUGCCAAGAUGCAGGACAAGAAAUUCUACAUCAUCUGUCCUGACGAUCAGGUCACGGAGCAGACGGACAAGAAGCGCAUGUUGUGGAGUGUUGGAGAUAUCGUGAAUGAGAGACCACCCCUGACCCGAUGGAGAGAAGAGUACAAGGAGGAAGCCGAGAAGUGGAUGGCGGAGCAGAAAGUGUAG
This is a messenger RNA of Alternaria arbusti, 840 nucleotides long. RefSeq lists its product as uncharacterized. Lineage: Eukaryota; Fungi; Ascomycota; Dothideomycetes; Pleosporales; Pleosporaceae. The record is from RefSeq and is a predicted model, not a curated record. Gene Ontology annotation, cellular component: intracellular anatomical structure. Gene Ontology annotation, molecular function: oxidoreductase activity, acting on NAD(P)H, oxygen as acceptor. Bases 1 to 840 code for a protein of 279 amino acids. The transcript has 2 exons.